AUGACAGCGAGAACCGCUUUCUGCCCAUCUGCAGCCGCAUCCACGGGCCAUGCUCCUAACGAUGCGUCUGCUGAAGAUGUCGAUUCUCACAUUGUAGCAACAGUAGCAGGUAGAAGCGCAAAUGGUUGCAACGGUACCGGCGCUGCGGCUAUCUGCAUCGGCGUGCACUUCUUAAGACAUGCGGAAGGCACUCACAAUGUUGCAGCUCGAGAAAAGCCAGAAGGGCGCAGCUGCGACUGGGUAUAUGGGCAGGCACAGCACUUUGAUGCGGACUUGUCGCCUGCGGGUUUGCUGCAAGCGCGUGCAGCGGGUGCCUGCAUGCCCGAUGCGUUGCGUCUCGCUCUGCAGCAGCAGCAGCAGCAGCAGCAGCACCAAGUUGAUGAUGGGGAGUGCAAGCUUUGCUGCUGUUGCUUUCCGAGGGUUGCGGUGUAUACGAGUUCGCUUCGACGGACCAUUCGCACGGCGUACGAGGCUCUUCGCGUUGCGCUGGCAGCGCCUUCCGGGGAGGGAGCAGCAGCCUCAGGCUCAGAAGUCGCUGCAAGAGGUCCCCUGAAGGUGCCAGUUGUUGCGCUGGAAGAGACUCGGGAGUGGGCUGGGGGAGGUCACUGUUGUGACGGCAGGCAUCCGUUGAAGGAGCAGAGUGUAUGGGCUUCUAAUCUUUUUGAACACAUAUCAUUCGAACCGCAUAUGGAGGCUGAUCCUCUCCCCCACACCAUGCCCAGGGAGCCGCGCGAGGCAGUAGAAGGCCGCUGUCUCCUCUUUUUGGAGCGUCUUCAUAGUCUAGUCGCAAGAGAAGCUGCAUCUGCAGCGGCUCCCAGUGCAGAAGGCUUGUCCGCAAGCUCGUGCCAUCGCUGCAGCAACCUGCGCACCAACGGCUUGCGGGAAAUGCAGAAUGGCAGUCCCAGUUGCAAGCGGAACGAAGGCAACAGCCCCCUGACGAUGAACGUCGAAGUUUUCUGUGUUUCCCAUAGCGCCUGGCUAAGAACGUGCUUUGCAUUGUUAUCUUUAUAUGCUCCGGAAAAGCGCGGGCUGCAGAACUGCGAGUGGCGGUCUAUCAGGAUCUCUCUGGGAGCUCUUUCGGAACUUCUCCCCCAUCUGAAGCGCAGGUCUGCAAGGCCUCGUGAGAUUUCGCCUUUUACUGCGCUACCCUUCGAAGCCGCCGCGAGCACCGUUGGACUCCCGACUGGCUCUGGAGACUUUCUAAAAGUGGCAAGGAGAGCAGCCGAUAACCACUGGACUGUAGGCACACUGUCAGAGCUGCUGAACCUGCGGGCUCUGCAGCCGCUUACCAUUGUAGUGUAUCCCCAGUGGGGCCCCUCGGGGGUUGUGCCGGAGAAGGCGGAGCUUCUUCAUGCAGCCAUCGAACGCAUCAAGGAAUGGAUACUACGUCAGCCUGUUUGCACUUCUCACGGACUCCCCCCGCAGAUGCAACAGCGCGCGCAGCACCAGCAGAUAGAAUUCGCGCCUCCAGAAUUGCAGUCAGGUGAACCGCCUUUAGAAAUCGUCGAGAAGGAGAGGAUCCACAGGGAAAACUGCCUGCUUCUGUGCCUCCUUCCCCUUUUAACAAACUCUGAACAGACCGAAGCUGAAGUGUCGCUUUUAAGUAGCAGUUUGCUACCGACGCAAGCCGGAGCGGAGUCAUGUAUCAGGCUGGAUGUACUCUCGCUUUCGUAG
Molecule: messenger RNA, 1674 nt
Organism: Cyclospora cayetanensis
Lineage: Eukaryota; Apicomplexa; Conoidasida; Eucoccidiorida; Eimeriidae
Exons: 8
Coding region: 1-1674 (557 amino acids)
Cellular component (GO): cytoplasm
Molecular function (GO): phosphatase activity
Source: RefSeq, a predicted model, not a curated record